Molecule: messenger RNA, 3024 nt
Organism: Talaromyces proteolyticus
Lineage: Eukaryota; Fungi; Ascomycota; Eurotiomycetes; Eurotiales; Trichocomaceae
Product: fungal-specific transcription factor domain-containing protein
Exons: 6
Coding region: 236-2926 (896 amino acids)
Biological process (GO): regulation of DNA-templated transcription; DNA-templated transcription
Cellular component (GO): nucleus
Molecular function (GO): DNA binding; zinc ion binding; DNA-binding transcription factor activity, RNA polymerase II-specific
Source: RefSeq, a predicted model, not a curated record
AUCGCUGACGCUGCCACUGCUUUCGCAAUACAUGUAACUACAAGUCCUACCCCAGACUAUGGUGCAUGCAUUAUCCUACGCGCGGCUUUGAUGUCGCCACGGUAAAUCGCCCAGAGUCGUCUGAUUCACAUACAGAACAGCCGCAUAUGUCGGGGACCAACCCCCGUAUUUCUCGCCGAUAGGAAUAAGAAUAAGAAUAACAAUACCGCCGGCAAAUGAAGAAAGACCGACAGCAAUGUCCCGUCCCCAGGUCAGCAUCGAUCGCAUCACGCCGCGUCGGGUCACCGCUGAGCCACGCGAGUCGAUGAAUUGCAAAUCAUGUCGGAAGCGAAAGAUCAAGUGCAACCGUAUGCGUCCGAGUUGUGAGGCAUGCAAGGUUUUUCAGUGUCCCUGCGUCUAUGACGCAGUCCCGAAAAAAAGAGGUCCGAAGACAGACGUCCUUGAAGCUUUACUGAAACGCGUCGAUGGUCUGGAAAGGCGCCUACAAGAAGAAAAGGGCCCCGAUACGCCAGCACCAGAGAUCGCAACACCCACUGGCAAGCGAGAAAUGGCGAGGUAUUCGUCAGAUGACGCGGCUGCUACUCGAAGAAACACCGUUACCUCGUUUCAAAGCCCUGCUCCCGUCCCGUCAACAGACACCAGCGGGGAAGACAUAUCGCCUCUAUCGUUUUCCGAUCGUCGUAGUUCUCUCGCUUUUCUUUCGACAUACAAUGGCUUCGACAACAUAUCGGGCCAGUUCCGACAGCACCAGCAGAGUCCGCAACAAACCAUCCUCUCAGAUGCUAUCCUAGACCUGUUCUUCUCCCGCAUUCAUGGUAAACCUUUCCAUAUCCUGGACGAAUCAGUGACCCGGCAAAAGCAUCAGAUGGGACAGUUACCGUCGCCUUUGAUGAUUGCGAUAUAUGCGAUUACUGUUCGAUAUGCCAAUCCCCUUGGUGGCCAAGAAGGUCUAGUGCGGUCUGGCCUCGAAUAUGCAUUACAAGCACGACGGGAGGUUGAUGCGGACAACCCUACUAUCGAGAAUCUUCAGACGUUGCUGCUUCUCUCCAUGGGUUUCUUGGCUUACGGAUUUGGAAAGAAAGCAUAUAUGACUUUAUCAAAUUGUUCGGCUAUGGUUUCUGCGCUCGGCCUAUACCGUGAGCCUUCACCGAACUUGAAUCUAUCCCAGGCAGAGAAAGAAACCAGACGGCGGAUGUUCUGGGCUUGCUAUAUGAUGGAUCGCUUUGCUACUUGUGGCUCCAAGCGGCCGUGUCUGAUAUCCGAUUAUUCAAUUUUCCUACGCUUACCGUCGUGGUCAUCAACGCCGUCUAAUGGGUUAUACGUUGAGGGGGAAAUAUUCAACAACUCCGGCCCUAAUAUCCAAUUCAUGUCGGGUACACGCAAAAAAGGCCAAGGAGCAACUGCGUUGCUUAUCGAUAUUAUUCGCAUUCUCGGCAUCACAAGCCGGUAUCUAGCAGCUGGUGGGGUCAAGGGCGAUUCUCAUUUUCCCUGGCACUCACUCUCUAAUCUCUCUAAAAUCCGCCAAGAGUUGGAUAUCUGGGCGGCGGGCAUGCAGGACAUAUUCGUUUCGAUUGACUCCCUUUUCAAUCACCCAGAUGGCACGAUUUUGCUUCUGAGCAAACUCAUCUACCACCUUAUUCACUGUUUAAUCUACCGUCCCUUUCUGCCAAUCGAUUUGGCAGAGCUCAGAGGCUCAGGACAACACCAGUCGUGGCAGAUCGAGGCAACGAAUUUUUGCUUCCUGCAUUCGAAUGCGAUUGCUGAACUUGUCGAAUUUGGCCGAAAUUCGCCGUUGGUAGAAUGGCCCGCAUUCAUCAGUUACUGUGUAUGCACGGCUGGCACAGUCCAUGUCCAUGGAGUCCAUUAUAAAGGGCUAGAUGGAGAAGUCUUCUCAUCGAGCUCCGAUUUCCUUGCCAAGGAGAUGCAGCAACUGUCCUGGCUGCGACAUUGCUGGACCGGAGUCCAGCACCAGCGAGAAAUGCUUCAGACUAUCUAUACCUGUCACUCCGAGCUCGUACGGAAUCUGGCGAAUAGCACAAUGCGCUUUUCACCAGUCUUCCAUCUCGAGGACUUUUUUGAUCGAUAUCCGGGGAUUGCGGUUGAUAGUUCUCACGUCAGGCUUGUUGAUAAAGCGGCAGAUAUUGGGAGUGAUAGUGCCUCUCUGCGCCAAUCUCUCGAUAGCCACAGUCAUUCUCUUUAUACCACACAAACUAUGGCCGCUCCAGCUUUACCUCCAUUCCACCUCUCCCAAUCUCAACAGCACCAUCGACAGCUUAACAAUUCCGACUUUACAUCUUCCCAGGCUUUACAUCACGACCCUGGUUCACUACCUAACACGAAAACACCGGAAAUCCCGAAUAUCCGCUUCCCCACUGCCCAGCAUUCUCAAAUAGCCUCAGCCCUAUUCCCCCAAUCCGUCAAUUCCCCGCCACCAUUCCCAUCUUUACAAAGCCCUCAAAUACCAAAUGCCUUCUCACCCACAAUCGGACUAUCCCCGUCAGGCUUCCUUACAGAAUCCCUCACCGCUCCAACACCCCCAUCAAACCCUCAGUACGCCAUCUUCCCCUUCGACGCGGCACAGAACCAACCUGGCGUCUCACACAUCACCGCGCAGACUCCCGGCGGACGGUCUCAAACAAGCGGCUCCCACGCAACAGUCAGCGAGGGCGGCGGCCCGCCUUCCGAAAUCGACCCUUUCCUGAGCCUACUCGAGCAACUAGCUGAGAAUGAAAACUCGCAGGGCGGACCCAGUGAACUCGACUACUUUUUGAGCGGCACCCUCGAUGUUGCCCCUGAAACAGAGUCGGCGGUGAUUACUCCGAAUCCGGACACGUUUGGGAGGUUGAUUACAGAUGAGACUCAGGAGCCGGCGGGGCAGGUUGCUUCGGGUCUGACAGCGCCUAGCAACCAGGGCCCUGGUGAGUGAUGGUGGUGAGAAAUGAAGCUUAGCUUAGCUUUGUGUGGAGUUUUGGAAAUGAGACUAUGAUUUAGAUACCCAAUGCGGAUUUACUUUUGCCUACCUUG